Messenger RNA from Oikopleura dioica, 1449 nucleotides. NCBI's taxonomy places the organism in Eukaryota, Metazoa, Chordata, Appendicularia, Copelata, Oikopleuridae. The record is from the annotation of a GenBank genome assembly.
AUGACCACUCGUUCAAUUCGAGUAAACCCUCGCCACCGGAACGUCAAAUCAGUCUAUCGCACCCACAUCGACACAAUUCACUUCGACAAAAAGUCUGACGAGUUGCUCAAGCGCGACGAAGAAGGAUCUGCUCUUGACAUCUCUCCGCAAAGAAUCGAGGAAAUCGUCGCUCUCGGAGAACGAAUGGACAUAUACGAUACUCUUGCGAAUUCCAUCGCUCCUUCAAUUUUCGGAAAUGAAGAUAUUAAAAAGGGAAUUCUCUUGCAGCUAGUUGGAGCUUGCGAAAAGAAUUUGACAGAAGCUGGUCGAGGAAAAGUACGAUCGGAAAUUCAUGUCCUUCUUUGUGGUGAUCCUGGUACUUCGAAAUCUCAGCUUCUCAGCGCUGUGAAUAGAUUGGUGCCUAGAGGACAGUAUACUUCCGGAAAAGGAUCAUCAGCUGUUGGUUUGACGGCUUAUGUUACGAAAGAUGUUGAUACGAGACAGCUUGUCCUUCAGGGAAGGGAUAAUUCGCAACCUGGAGCCCUUGUUCUUUCCGACAACGGUAUCUGCUGCAUUGACGAGUUCGACAAGAUGACCGAGUCCACUCGCUCCGUCCUCCACGAAGUAAUGGAAUCCUGCACCUUAUCCGUCGCCAAAGCAGGCAUCAUCUGUCGCCUCAACGCUCGUACAUCUGUCCUAGCCGCUGCCAAUCCCGUCGAAUCUGCCUGGAACGCAAACAAAACAAUCGUCGAAAACAUCCAAUUGCCGCACACGCUCAUGUCGCGUUUCGAUCUUAUCUUUUUGGUGCUUGAUCCAAAGGACGAAGCUUACGACCGAAAACUCGCCGCUCAUUUGGUCUCACUGUAUCACACAGACAGAGAAGAUGUGAUGAACGAUGAUCAACAACAUCUCGACCAAAAGUUGCUCAGAGAUUACCUCGGCUACGCCCGAGCCAUGGUCAAACCAGUGCUGAAUGUAGAGGCAAAAACAGAGCUUGUCAAUUCUUACAUCAAAAUGCGACAAGUGGGAGCGAACAGAGGCGCGAUUUGCGCUUACCCGCGUCAGCUAGAAUCGCUCAUUCGACUUUCCGAGGCUCAUGCGAAGGUUCGUCUUUCGGAUGUCGUCGACAAAAUGGACGUAGAAGAAGCUGUUCGGCUCUACCGAGAGGCGCUGAAGCAGUCGAUCAUGGAUCCAAAAACUGGAGCAAUCGAUAUCUCCAUUUUGACCACUGGAAUAUCCGCUCACGCGCGUGCCCAACAAGCAGAGCACAAGAACGCGCUCAAGAUUGUGAUCGAAAGAGAGGUUCAAGGACAGACUAUCAAGGCAAUCGAGCUUCUUAGCAUUUGGAGACGAUUUACUGAUGAAGCAAUUACGACUCAACAGUUUGAUCUUGCUGUUCAGGCCUGGUUCAAAAUCAUUGUUGCUUUUCCAGCUUAUCAAAGUUCUGCUAGCGGACUUUACUGUAGCUGA